Molecule: messenger RNA, 3918 nt
Organism: Plasmodium fragile
Lineage: Eukaryota; Apicomplexa; Aconoidasida; Haemosporida; Plasmodiidae
Product: latent-transforming growth factor beta-binding protein 4
Exons: 5
Coding region: 1-3918 (1305 amino acids)
Source: RefSeq, a predicted model, not a curated record
AUGAGAGGCAUGUGUGAUGCAUGGGUUGACCCCGACACUGGGCACGCAUUGGAUCAGGCGAACCAGGAUUUGUGUGAAUUAACACUUAUAGCAUUACAUUUUAAGCAUGGAAUCCCAUGGAAGACAAUUAAUGGAAGCAUAGAAGUUGUGGACGAUGAAGAAGAUGGCGUACUGUUAUAUAUGAGGUGUAUUUUAGUAAAUAUAUUCAUGAAACAAAUCAUGGGCAUGAAUUGUUUACAAGGGCCUGGUGCACAGUUUGCAUUCAGUUUAGCGGAUGGAGUUUUGGAAGGUUUCGAAAAGAAGAAGGUCGGUAAUAUUGCUUGUGAAGAGAAGGAUGCAGGAGAGGGAGGUGUUAAGGGGGUAAAGGCGAAAGAUAGAACUUUUUGGCAAAUAAUGGAAAGAUGGUUUGAAAGGAAUAUGCGCAGAGUAAAGGAUGGGGAUACGGGAGUAUUAGGGAAGGAUUGCAUGGUACAAAAAAAAGCAAGACAGGGAGGAAGGGACGAACAGUUGGGUGACUUGACAGAGAAGGUAAAAAAACAAAUGGAAGAGGUUGGCCACGAUAUGGGGAACAAGGUAGAGAGAAUAUUACCGCAGGUAAAAUCAUGUACAACUACAGAAUGUGUGAAGAGUAUAAUAGACGAAGAGCAGAAGCAGGACUCUGUUCCGCAAGGUCCACAUGUAAAAGGAGACGGACAGUCGGGAUCACCGCCCGGCAAACCCGCCCCUGCCAAACCCGGACCACCACCUGUCGACAACGCAGCCGGCGAACAGCCGCACAAACCAGCACCAGCCAAACCAGCACCUCCUGCCAAACCAGUAGCGGGGAAACCGGCGGAGGCAACGAAUACGGACGGGGCGAAGCCGGGGAAAACCAAAGAAGACGAUUGUCAGGGGGACAAAGUCUGGGACUGGAGGCACAGGGACAUAUACGUCGUGCAGAAUUAUACGGAUGAACACUGGACCAAGGUACAGAAGGUGUUGAAGGAAUUUAUUAAAUAUUUGCAAAAGAAUAAUGAUAACUUUGACUCCCAUGGUGCCAACUGUGAUAAUGCAGGUUGGAAUGAUUUCGACGACGUUGCAUACUAUACGGGACAGAGAGUAGCGGAUAUGAUGCGCUGCCGACUCAUGUCCGGUGCGUUGUGGUUCGCAAACGGAGGUCAUGGAGGUGAAGUGAAUGAUGAAGAGCUCAAUAGGUUAAGAUGUGAAAUAGCAAAUGUUUUUGGACACUUGCUGAGAAAAAUGUAUUGUAAAGAUCAGCAAAACUGGUAUAGAGGUGUAGAAUAUGCUUGGGAAACAUUCCAGAACAUGGGGGAUGAGACAUUGGGAAACGGGGCACUAAAGGGUCCUGUUACCGAGAAGAGGUGCACAAUGUGUGGAUAUGUAGGUAACAGGAAGAACGUGGAAGCAGUAGAUUUGAAGAUUGCAUACUGGCUAAUGCAGGAAGGGGGCAUAAGCGAAGAAAUAAGAACACUAGAACGCGAAAUGCAGUGUAAUCAGAAUUGGGAAAAGUAUAUUAAUAAGCACGCAGACAAAGAAGAGAACGAUAUCAACAAAAUUUUGACCAUAGAGGGCAUGAAGGAAAAGAAGAGACUGGACCAGACGGUACUACAGAAAGCAGAAGACGUGUUUGAGAAAGCAAAGAAGAAAGUAGACGCAGUAAUUCAAAAAAAGCAAAAGGAAGGUAUACCAAGUGCAGGAUCAGCAGUGAUGGACUCCGCAGCAGGGUCCACAACGACCACACGACCCGGAUCGAAACCACAAGCACCGGCAUCCCCAGUAUUGCCAGCACGACCGCCACCACCUCCUCCACCACGUAGACCAUCCACACCAACACAAGGUCCACAGGGAGUCGGAUCACAGGGCGCUGGAAUCGGCACAUCCCCCGCGACUACGACUGCGGAUUCGCAUGCAACAUCUCCAGGUAAGGCGACAUGUCUCGGUAGUAGCGGCAAGUCUACAGGUGUCUCCAUUAGUUGCGCAAGUACCUCAGACAGUGAUCUUGGGCUGACGGAUGAUGUUCGGAAACUCCUGGAGGCACAGGACACGAGAGCGCACGCGCCCCGCAGUUCUAACCCAAGUUCAGAGACAGGCGAUGCCGUCGUUGACGGCGGCAACGAUGACCCCCCUCCUCUCAAUCCACCCAAACCAAAACCGAACCCAAAUCCGGACGAAGCGGGGUCAACUGGUUCCUGUACCGCGAACAGUCAGGAUGGAAAACUCUGUUCGAGUGCUGGUGCAAUACCUGAUGGUCAGGGUGCAAGAAGUUCUGGAAGUGGAAAUGAGGAGGAAGGUGUAGGGGAAGAUCCUUCGGGUACAAACACUAUCCCCAACCCUUGGACUUCACAAUCUGAUUAUAACAAAAAAGGAUGUAAUGACAAUGAUAAAUCAGGAUGUGACCCUGGACUACUACUGAACGAGCUGCCCGGUUCACUCAGCCUAGGAGAGGGAUUUGUACCACCAACAGGAACAGACAGAAUCCCCGGUUCUAAAGUGGAACUCCCAAAUCCGUCGGAAGAUAACGGCCACUUCUUUCCCGACCUAAUGGACACCGUCCUUACCGCCAUUACCCCCAUCCUGUUUUUUCUCACUUCGGUCGCCGUCGCCCUACUGGGUUAUUCCCUUUGGAAAUACUUUGCGUACCUCGGAAAAAAACGACGACGCAUAUAUCGAACCGUUCGUGACGUGCCGUCAUCGCCACUAGACGAAGAAAUAUUGGAGCAUCUACAACGCGGCGAGGCUCCACCACCCGAUUACGGGUACACGAUGAUUAGGGAUAGGCAACCUGCGUCAACAUCCGCCCGACGACGACGACGCCCUCCACGUGUGCAUAAACGCACGAUCAUCGAGCUACACUUAGAAGUGCUCAACGAAUGUGAAGUAACCGAAUGGGAAAAUGUCCAAGACGCCUAUUUGCAGAUUGUCGUGGAGGAGUUUGCGCAGGAUUUGAUGCGGGACGCCACGGGGUAUAGUAGUGUCCCGGAUGCUCCUAUCACAAACCAGGAUUUAUCAGGGCACAAUGUUUCAUCCACUGAGUCCGACGGAACGAACGCAUCUCAACGUAACGCAGAGCACCCUGAUCCAUGGAGUUGUAUGGAAACCAUACAGUUAGAAAGGGACCGUUGUGCACCUAACAAAGAGGACCCCGAUCCAUGGAAGUGUAUGGAAACCAUACAGUUCGCAACGGACACUUCUCCACCUACUGCUCAUGACCCCGAUCCAUGGAGUUGUAUGCACACUAUACCGUUAGAAACGGACACUUCUGCACCUAAUGCAGAUGACCCCCAUCCAUGGAGUUGCAUGGAAACCAUGCAGUUAGCAAAAGACCCUUGCCCACCGAAUGACUGGGAUCCAUGGCGUUGUAUGGAAAACAUACAGUUAGAUGCACCAUACAGUCGUGCCCCUACUGUUCCGGGGGACGCGACGUCCGCCUGCAUCCAUUGGAUUGACCGCAACAAAGAUAUUUUACGGGCGUGCACGACGCAGCCGUGGUUUCUGCAAUUAACAGCGGAUUGCAAACAACAUGCGCGUGAGCACAUGGCGGCAAACGGAGCAUCCGGUGAGCACAGGAAAGCCGCAACCAUGGAAAGGAAGAAAUUGGAUGCAUGGAAAGAAUGGGUCUCGAAGCAACAUAACGACAUGGCAAGGUAUAAGGCAGAACAGUGGUUCCAACAUUUGUUGAAUAAUGUAGAGGAGCAGACAGUGUCGGACAAAGGCCAAGUACCUGGAGUCGACACCGCCUUAGCAGUGGAACAAGUCAUGGGCACAGAAGAUAUGCUACGCGUGACAGAUUUACCACGCACGCAAGCACUGCAUCCGCAACCUUACAUGAAACAACCGUUAACCGCUAAAAUAUGGAUACUGAUCCUGGCAUUAGUCAUAGAACAGUGCGAGGUCGAAUGUCGUUUGCAGCAGACGUAG